Sporothrix brasiliensis 5110 is the source of this 2025-nucleotide messenger RNA. RefSeq names its product peptidylprolyl isomerase domain and WD repeat-containing protein 1. NCBI's taxonomy places the organism in Eukaryota, Fungi, Ascomycota, Sordariomycetes, Ophiostomatales, Ophiostomataceae. Gene Ontology annotation, molecular function: protein binding; peptidyl-prolyl cis-trans isomerase activity. The transcript has 2 exons. The coding region runs from base 1 to 2025 and encodes 674 amino acids. The record is from RefSeq and is a predicted model, not a curated record. Gene Ontology annotation, biological process: protein peptidyl-prolyl isomerization; protein folding.
AUGGCCGACACACCGACGGGCGGCGCCGACGGAAAGCCGAACAAGCGCAGCCAUGCCGAGUUUGCGGAGCGCGAGGGCAGCGCAGAAGACGGCUCGGGCUCCGAGUCAGGUUCUGGUUCCGACUCCGACUCCGACUCUGAUGAUGACAUGGGCCCGCAGCUGCCGUCGGCUACCGCAGCUGCGGCCGCGCCCAAGAAGAAGCGGCGCGUCCUGAAGCAUGAGAAGCUGUUUGUGUCGGCGCUGCCGGCGUCGCAACGCUACUCCAAGUCGCUCAUGCACAAGGAGCAGCUGUCGUUCCUGACGCUCACGCCGGGGACCGAUUUCCUGAUCACGACGUCUGUCGACGGCGUCGUCAAAUUCUGGAAAAAGGUGGCCGAAGGCAUUGAGUUUGUCAAGCAGUUCAGCGCGCACCAAGGCCCCAUUGCGUCCGUGUCGGCCAGCCGCGACGGCCGCAGUUUUGCAUCGGCUGGUGCCACCGACUCCACGAUCAAGAUCUUCGACGUGGCGACGUUCGACCUUCUGUCCAUGAUCGCCAUCGACUUUGUGCCCCGCUGCAUUUGCUGGGUGCACCGGCGCGGCGCGUCGCUGCCUCUUCUGGCGGUGGCGGACGCGGAGUCGUCCGCUAUCCACAUCUACGACGGGCGGGGCGAGGCAGCAGCCGCGACGUCCAAGAAGCCGCCAACCGAUGCUGCCGUUGUCGACGACGUCGCGCCUCAGAAGCCUAUCCACACCAUCAAAUCCAUGCACCGCACCCCCGUCACGCUCAUGGCGUACAACGAACCCUACGACUGCGUCGUGUCCGCGGACAGCGGCGGCAUGGUCGAGUACUGGCGUCCCAACGGCACGUACGAGAAGCCCGACAACGUCUUUCGCCUCAAGAGCUCAACGAGCCUAUUUGAGUUCAAGAAGAACAAAACUGUGCCGACGGCGCUCGCCCUCUCGCCCACGGGACAGCAGUUCGCCACACUCAGCAUGCCCGACCGCAAAGUGCGCCUCUUUGACUUUGCCACGGGCAAGCUGACCCGCACGUACGACGAGUCGCUGCGCACCCUCGAGGACAUGCAGCAGGCCGGCACGGCGCUGCGCCAGCUGGACGCGGUGGAGUUUGGUCGCCGCCUGGCCGCCGAGCACGAGCUCGAGUCGGACGCGCUGCGCAACAAGGCCAAUGUGGUCUUUGACGAGUCUGGCCAUUUCUUGCUGUACGGCUCCAUGCUCGGCAUCAAGGUCGUCAACACAGUUACGAACCAGGUCGUCAAGCUGUACGGCGCCGACGAGCACAUCCGUCCGCUGCAGCUGGCGCUCUACCAGGGCCAGCCGCAGAAGAAGGGCGUCACCACGGUGGCCAUGGCCGCGUCGAGCAAUCCGCUGCUGCAGGAAUCGGAAGUGCGCGAUCCAAUUUUGGUCGCCACGGCCGUCGGCAAGGCGCGCUUCUAUAUGUUCACCAACCAGGUGGACAUCCCCAAGGGCAACGCCCGUGACAUUCUGAACGAGAGGCCCACAGUGUCUGGCCAGGGCAAGGGCAGCAAGAAGCAGGGCGCCGCGGACAGCAAGGAGGCCGCGUCGGGCACCAACGCCAUUAUGCACACGACGCACGGAGACAUCCACAUCCGCCUGUUCCCUGGCUCGGCGCCCAAGGCGGUCGAGAACUUUGUGACGCACGCCCGCCGCGGCUACUACAACAACACCAUCUUCCACCGCGUCAUCCGCCAGUUCAUGAUCCAGGGCGGCGACCCCAUGGGCGACGGCACCGGCGGCGACAGCAUCUGGGGCCAUACGUUUGAGGACGAGUUCAGCUCGCUCAAGCAUGACAAGCCGUACACCGUCAGUAUGGCCAAUGCAGGGCCGAACACCAACGGCAGCCAGUUUUUUAUCACCACGGUGAAAACACCCUGGCUUGACAACAAGCACACAAUCUUUGGCCGCGUCCACCAGGGUACGGACGUGGUGCACCGCAUUGAGAACACACGCACGUUCAAAGAGCGGCCCGAAGAAGACAUCAAGAUCCUCAGCAUCGACGUCCAAUAG